AUGACACAGAUAAAUACUAGUAAUAGUUUUAGAAAUCCUUCAAUCGCUUAUUACUAUGCAAAUAUUGCUGGUAAUAAUGCAGUAACAAUAGGUGUUUCAAUGAUUCUAGCUGAAGCUUUUACUGAAGACCAGUUAAUGCAAUUAAUACAGCUCAAAAAUGAAUAUUCUACAAUAAUAAGUGAAAAGUGCAAUUUAGUAUAUAGAUUAUUGGCUCAAAAAAAUGAACCUAUAGGAGAAUUUUACUCAAAACUUUUAAAAUAUGGGAAAAUGCUUAAUCUCGAUGAGCAACAAAUUAAGGCUAACCUUUUUGAAAUUUUGGAGCAAAUUGAAAUGCGAAGAGCAGAGAAAAAAUUAGGAUUGGUUAGUAAACUACCCCAGUCUAGUUAUAAAUUGGCAUCUAAAUUAAUAACACCUACACAAUCUCAAUCUGUUUCUUCACAAUUAGUUUUUUAA
Molecule: messenger RNA, 453 nt
Organism: Dentiscutata erythropus
Lineage: Eukaryota; Fungi; Glomeromycota; Glomeromycetes; Diversisporales; Gigasporaceae
Source: the annotation of a GenBank genome assembly